Molecule: messenger RNA, 801 nt
Organism: Fraxinus pennsylvanica
Lineage: Eukaryota; Viridiplantae; Streptophyta; Magnoliopsida; Lamiales; Oleaceae
Source: the annotation of a GenBank genome assembly
AUGGAGGUGAAACAAGCAGGGUCAUCUCUAGACUCUCUGAUGUCCUCAUUCAACACUCGAAUAGCGGAGCUCCAGCAAUUUGUAAUUGCUCGCAAUAUGUACCCAGCAAGCAGCAUCAGUGAUUUAUCGGAAAUCGACUCGGCAGUGAAGGGAAUGGAGCUCCAGGUCCAAAAAAUCCGCGAUAGAUUGCGAGAAGAAACUCAAGCAAUUCCAAAAGCUAAAAAGUUAAUAGAGGCAGCAUUGCGGCAACAAACGAAAUUGAAGAGUAUGUCUGCCUGUGUACCAUCCUGUUUGCCUGAAAUAGCAACCGCCGUGAUUCAGGAUACAAGUAAACGUGUGCAACCAGAAACGCCUAAGCGGGAUGUUGUUACUGAAUCUUUGAAACUUGAGGAGCCUGCACCCCGGGAGAAGAAGGGUCGUGCUUCCCCUCCAAUGUGGCACAUCACUAGCAACGAACUGAAUGCUUUGCCAUCGUAUAUGAAACAAAGGCUUACACUGGAUAAGGUCAAUGCAGCAAUUAAUGACAUAGCAACAUAUGCUGAAGCAAAUGCCCAGAUUAUCGUGGCCCCGAGAAAGAAGCUGGCAGAGAAUAUGUUGGACAAAGCCCUGGAAUUACGGGAGAUUUCCAUGAAUGAUGCAGUGAAGAGCAAACAUUUCUUUCUGGAAACUGAUAUUAAAGGGCCUGCAUUGAAACUAGACAAUACAGGGAAAGCAACACUAACGGUACUUCGGCACCUUGGUCGUGUAAGUGAAACUCGGAUAGGGCAUCACCGUGUCUUCAUUCUUCUGAAGCCUCAUUAA